Messenger RNA from Cylindrotheca closterium, 1380 nucleotides. The record is from the annotation of a GenBank genome assembly. NCBI's taxonomy places the organism in Eukaryota, Bacillariophyta, Bacillariophyceae, Bacillariales, Bacillariaceae.
AUGGUGUUGCAAGAAAAUGCUCCCGUCCUGAAAACUGAAGAAGCCAUCACACAGCAUACCAAAGAUCCAACGAAAGAUACUGCAUUGAGUUCCAGCAAAUCAUCCUCGGAUAUGAUCCUACAGACAAUCCAAUGUACCGAAAACAACUGGGAACUGCUGCUCGAUUGUUUGUGUUGCUCUCAGGCUGAGCCUGUCCUCGACGAUGCCUCCACCAAAUUGAUUGCCGACUACAUCGAAACGAAGGAAUACCUCAAUCUGAUUCAGGUUGGCGGUGAUGACGAUGACAAUGCCAGUUGUGGUUCCAUCAGUACCAAGGGCUCAAUGUGCAGCAGUACACACUCGGGAGGCCACCGUGGACCAUUGUCCAUCAUGAGAACAUCCUCAUUACUGCUGCAGCGGCCAUCCAUUCUGAAACGGCAGGACAGUCAGCAUUCUGGAAAAUCAGCACGAUUCAACGAAAUGAUGAACGAAACAGUCGAGUACUCUCUAGAUUUCUUGGAUCAACAAGACGACAAUCAUGAUGACGAUGGCGACGAUGAUAUCAAUUCGCUUGGUGCCAAUACCACCAGAAGUGCAGGAGGACAAGCCAAGUACUUGACUCCCAACAAGAGCAUGGACCUUCGGAACGAUCAACGGUUUGAUGCUAGCGUUGUGGGCACCUCGUCCAAGGAUGACUCGGUCCAUCCUCGUAUUAUGAAUCUUGAUCUGAUGGAUGCCUUCCAGAAUCAUCUGCCAUACACCAAAAGGGGCCAACUCUUUUGGCUCAAGUAUUCCAUGGUGCGCGAUGGUGCCAGCAUGCAUACGCUGCUUCAGAAGACGGAAGCCUCCCAAUAUAACAUUAUUGCUAUUGAGACAAUGGAAGGAGAAGUGUUUGGUGCUUUCACGUCCCAGGCCUGGAACAUUAGUGUGAAUUUUUAUGGAACUGCAGAGAGCUUUUUGUGGAGACUGGAGGGUCUUCGAGGUGCAACAACAACGCAGUCAUCAGACUCCUCUUGUUCCAAUAAGGAAACCAUGGAAGUGUUUCCAUUUGCUGGAAACAAUUGGAAUAUUCAGCUCUGCACUGCCGACAGCCUUUCUGUAGGUGGUGGUCAUCCCGACGAAACUACUAGUGUCAAAGAUUAUGAUGGAGAUAAUGUCAAUGGCGAUAUCAAAAUGUCCGAGUGGGGAUUUGGAAUCACAAUCGGGGAGGAUAUGCAAAAGGGUACCAGCUCACCCUGCAUUACAUUUGAAAGUCCAUCUCUAUCCAAAUUUCAUAAAGAUGGAUCGAGCUUUGAAAUUAGCAAUAUUGAAGUAUGGUCCCUCACGCCAUGCAAUAGCUUGAAGCAGGCAACCAAACUCGAGCAAACCAAACAGUUGAUUCAACGAUGCAGAACAUUUUGA